This is a messenger RNA of Suillus bovinus, 905 nucleotides long. RefSeq lists its product as uncharacterized. NCBI's taxonomy places the organism in Eukaryota, Fungi, Basidiomycota, Agaricomycetes, Boletales, Suillaceae. The record is from RefSeq and is a predicted model, not a curated record. The transcript has 2 exons. Bases 478 to 840 code for a protein of 120 amino acids.
GUUCUUUUUGUCUUCUCUGCAUUGAUCUACAUAGUGCAAAGUGCACAUACCAGCAAUGGCUUACUCUGCUCACGGCACCUGGCCAAUCAUGUUUCACAGACAAUAGUGCGCCUUCCAUCGGUUUCAUAUCCGCGGGUGUAUCCAUGUUUGGCGAGGAACAUUGCAUACCGCGCUAAUUGUUAGCAUGAUUCCUUCGUUUCACCGGUGGCGAUGCCUGGUACAAACGGAUAAAUACAUGAGAGCUCAGAGAAGGACUCCCCCACCAAUACUUGCGACUCCUCCUUAACGACAUCAGAGCUUCUUGCGCUCUAAAAGUAUUCGACUUCGAGUCAUCCUUUGUCUCUUCCUGCAUCACACUAUGGACUCGUUCUCCUCACUUUCUACCUUCUUCUCUGCGCCCUCCUCUGAAGAGACUCAAGCACAAGUACCAGUUGACCAGGAGCACUAUGGCAAUGCCAACUGCUACUGCGUCAUCGCAUGAUCAGCAUCACACUGUAUCUCUUUGAUCACUACAGUCCAUCUCUCGCAACUGUGUCAUUAUCACUGUACAUCGUCACUCUCCAUCUUGCACCGGUCAUCCAACCAGUCUUCGUUCGCGACAUUCGCCUUAUUCUGUCACAGUUGACAGAUAUUGUAUAUCGUGUUAUUUAUAAUUUUGGUAAACAGUACUUGGUGCUUACAUCCGGUAUGCCAAUGCUGCUGGGGAUUACCACACUGGAAUUUUCUACAUUCGUUUUUGUCGACUUUCUUUUAUUUAAACUUACUGUUGUACGGACUCAAUCUUUUAGCCUACAACUCCCUUCGAACAUCUUGAUGCUUGUAGUGCUAUUUGAGUUGUAACUAUAAGCGUGCAGGUAGUGAAUCGCAAUAAGUAUAUGUUAAUGCCGAUGUCUUUCCCGAGCUCA